This is a messenger RNA of Toxorhynchites rutilus septentrionalis, 2014 nucleotides long. RefSeq lists its product as uncharacterized. The transcript is spliced from 3 exons. Gene Ontology annotation, biological process: negative regulation of amyloid precursor protein biosynthetic process. The coding region runs from base 228 to 1223 and encodes 331 amino acids. Lineage: Eukaryota; Metazoa; Arthropoda; Insecta; Diptera; Culicidae. Gene Ontology annotation, cellular component: extracellular exosome; plasma membrane; Golgi apparatus. The record is from RefSeq and is a predicted model, not a curated record. Gene Ontology annotation, molecular function: amyloid-beta binding.
UUGUUUUCGCCAUUCAGAUCCCUCUGCAUAGCUUCGAUCGCACAGUUUCGAUACACUGCUGUUAGUAGCGAGAGAACAAUAAAAACAUAUCAAUCGUUCCAGUAUCGUGUUUUCUUCCGUCUGAGUUACUGAGUAUAAUUUGUGGCUAAAACUAGCAAAUCAACCUUGGAAACGCCUACAAGCCCGUGUUCGAUAGGGUGCAGCAAAAGGGCCAACUUUAACCGACGAUGACCAUCCUGACGAAACCCUUUGGUGAUGCGAAGAAACCAGAGAAGACGGUGUUGCCCCUCGUAGGAGGAGGAGGCUCUGGAAAUACGACUGCUCCCAGCGCUCCGCUAGAUGCUCCCCACGAUGAGGAGUCAAUCGCGUCUAGCAUUAUUCUGAUCCGGCGAGCCCGUCGCAUCUCGUCGGCCACCACAUUUAUCCUGCUUCUGAUUGCCAUGCUGGUGACAUCCCUGGGAAUCAUCGCGGGUGUGCUGUACUAUCGUCAGUAUGCCCACUCUCGGAACCACAUGAGGUUUCACGGUUUCUGUCAGAUUCCGUAUGAUUCCUCCAGCGUAAACAACGACAACAUGUAUUAUAUGAACGCGAUGCUUCGCGACGAUAACAACGGCGGCGUGACUCGGCUCAGUACUGCUCUAGAUCGGUUCGGGCGGAUUGAGGAUCUUUUCAAGCCUUUCCAGAACGAAAUGAAGGAGGUGGAGAAUCGAAUGGAGGAAGCGGAAAAAGCCACCAUGGAUAAUCAAUUUUUCAAGGAAGAAUUCGAGCUGGAUGAAGAUGAAAACUAUUCCAAGAUUAAUGUUCCUGUGUUCCACGGACAGCGUCAGGGACGUUUUCUGCACGAUUUCAGGUUCAACCAGACCGGUAUUAUUGACAAGGACAGCGGACGUUGUUUCUUGAUGACACUGGACCGUACAACCGUGUUGCCACCCAGGUCGAUGCGUGAUUUGAUUGAAAAGAUGUGGAACGGUUACUACAACAUUAACACGGAAACCAUUCGUAAGAAUAUGCGCGUUAUCACUCCAGAGCUGAAAGAUUUGUCCGAGGUUUCGCCGAGAAUAACGAAGGAAUGCGAGGAUAUGAAGAUGUACCGGUUGGAGAAACUCGUUUCCGGAGUUUUUAAGCGAUCUGCAGAGCUGCACGAGCACGCUAAGUUCGCCGAGUUUGGCGGCAAUUACAUCUCGGUGAUUGACAUCCAAAAUCUGGAAGACAUUGCCAACUAAGAGAGAGAGAGAGUUCCACGCUGGGAUCCUUUUGAAUGGGCGAUUGCCCCAAGCAGCACAAUAAACGAAGUAAAACCAAAUUUAUUUCACCGAGUGGAAGCAACAUCCCUAAGUGAAAGAUCUUUUAGAAGCACUUACUACUAUUACUACUACCAUAUGAAAUUGAUUUCUUUUUCAAAACUUGUAAAAAAACGUUAAUUUGUUACAUACAGAAAUGGAGAAAUAUAUUUUACUUUCCAUUACAUAUAGACACAAUAUAAAUGGAUGCCGAGGAAACGAGCAGCGAAUAGUGGUGUGAUGUAGUAAAAUUGGUUCUUUUAUGAUAAUACAAAAAACAAGGAUUUGAAGACAAAAAAAGACAGUAAAACGUGGAUUAAACAUAUAGAAUACCUUUGCAGCGAAGCUAUAUUUUUAAAACAGUAUUUGAAUCGAAUAAAAUUAUAUGAAUAUUCCUUUAAUCCUACUCAAAAUUUGUAUUUCACAAUUUCUUUGCAGUAUACUCAUGUAGGAUUUACGUGGUAAUUCAUUUUGUUGUGUAAAAUUAAGUUUUGCCAGAAACCAGUAUCGAUAAUUAAAGAAAAUGCUGAUACUGUAUACCUGUUAUGUACACUCUGCAUAGAUGAACGUUUCUGUUUCCUAGAAUUUAUUUCCCAGGAUUUUAUUUUGCAGUUGCAAUUUCACAAUACUUGGCCUAUGAAGAAAUAUUUGUGUGAAAAAAAUGGUAUUUCGUUACGUUGACGAAUUGUCUUAUCGGGUUGGUUUAACUUGGAAAUAAAAGCAGUUCAAGAAAA